Messenger RNA from Coturnix japonica (Japanese quail), 1710 nucleotides. NCBI's taxonomy places the organism in Eukaryota, Metazoa, Chordata, Aves, Galliformes, Phasianidae. The record is from RefSeq and is a predicted model, not a curated record.
CCCCAGCCGCAGGGUGCUGGGUUGUGCUAUGGGUGCCUGGCUAUGGGCAGGGGUGUUGUGAGCUCAUCCCCUGCCCUUAUGGCACCCAGCUGCCUGUGGGGUGGGGGCAACCAGUGACUGUGGGUGUCCUGAACGGGAGGCCAGGCCAGGCCCAGAGUCAGCGCUGCACCUUGCACAGCCACGUCAGCAGCACUCAGGGCAGCCUUGUCCGUCCGCGCUGGCAGCAGACAGCACAGCACUCCCACACCACCGCUCAGAGGUGGAGUUACUCCUCCUUUGUCUCCUCCCGGAGCGAGCUCUACAUGACAGAAACCUUCUCAGGCAGCUUCCAGAGUGGGGACGGCAGCUUCACCUGGGGACAGAGAGGACAGUAGCAUCGGGGACAAGGACACCUGCUCCCCGCCUCUUCCAGGGCACGUGCUGCAGACCAUGGGAAAUGGCAUGAGCAAGAUCCUUCCUGGCCUUUACUUGGGAAACUUCAUUGAUGCCAAAGACCUGGAGCAGCUAAGCCGGAACAAGAUCACCCACAUUGUGUCAAUCCAUGAGUCUCCCCAGCCCUUGCUGCAGGACAUCACCUACCUCCGCAUUCCUCUGCCAGACACUCCUGAAGCCAGCAUCAAGAAGCACUUCAAGGAAUGCAUCAGUUUUAUCCACCAGUGUCGCCUGCAAGGAGGGAACUGCCUCGUCCACUGCCUGGCCGGGGUAUCCCGCAGCACCACCAUCCUGGUGGCCUACCUGAUGACAGUGACAGAGAUGAGCUCUCAGGAGGUGCUGGAGGCCAUCAGAAGCGUACGACCCGUUGCCAACCCCAACCCUGGCUUCAAGCAGCAGCUGGAGGAGUUCAGCGGCAGCGCAGCCCGCAAGAUGCGCAGGCACCUGAAGCAGAGGUAUGGGACGUCCCCUUUCAAUGAUGAGGAAGAAAUCAAGGCCCUGCUACCAGCGGGGAGAGGAAGAGCAUCCCGAGCAGAGGGAGCUCGGCAAGGACUGGUACCACGAGCCAGGGACAUCAAGAGCACUGCUCCCUUCCUGCUGCGGGUGAAGAGGACGUUCUCCUGCAUCCCAGCUUGUCUGAAGUGAUCCCAGCCCGGGUCACUUCAUGGCCUGGUAAAGACUAAGGAGCUGCAGCAGCAGAGAAAUGCUGCAUCACAGAGCCACAACGAGCCCAGCUCCUUCUCGCUGGGUUCAAGCGUGCCAUCUUCUGUCCUGGCUUUCAGCUAUUGGGGGAGGGAUUCAUUCACACUGCUGUAUUCUGCAGGGUCAGCCCUUUAGUGCCUGGUGUGUGGGGACAGCUGGCAGAAACACAGAUCACAGCUCCCAGUUCGCUGUGGCAGUGACAGACAGGGCUUCCCAGCACCCAGGUGAUGCUGACAGCAGCUUUAGCACUUCAGCAGCAGCUGCAUGGGCCGCAGGGGCACACAAGGUGCAGGAGAUCUCGCUGACUCCUCGGGGCACUUUUCCCACCAGCAGCAGCAAGCUUCCAGAACCGAGGUGGCUGCAGUGCAGGGGCACAUAGGAGCAUUAGCAGUUAAUCAUGCUGUACCGGUGCUCCAGGCCAGCCAAGCACAAGCCUCGAGCAAGCACUGCAGCUUUCAGUGUUCAUUGCACCGCAUUCCCACUGAUCCCAGGGCACAAUCUUUAAAUGGUGGGAAAUAAAUGUUUAACCUUGCCAGACCUCACUAAAGCAGAGCCUUAAACCAUUUGGCUUAAAUA